Messenger RNA from Mucor velutinosus, 1923 nucleotides. Its product is annotated as Aa_trans domain-containing protein. Gene Ontology annotation, biological process: molybdenum incorporation into molybdenum-molybdopterin complex; Mo-molybdopterin cofactor biosynthetic process. Gene Ontology annotation, cellular component: cytoplasm; cytosol. The coding region runs from base 1 to 1923 and encodes 640 amino acids. NCBI's taxonomy places the organism in Eukaryota, Fungi, Mucoromycota, Mucoromycetes, Mucorales, Mucoraceae. Gene Ontology annotation, molecular function: molybdopterin molybdotransferase activity. The record is from RefSeq and is a predicted model, not a curated record. The transcript is spliced from 2 exons.
AUGAACCACGCAGUCAGUGACACUGCUGCUCAAGACAGCACGCUUGAUAAAAGUGGACCUCUCUUGAAACAAUUGUUUGCAUCCGACGCGAAAUAUGCUGUCAAGGAGCACACCAUUGUGCCAGAUCAAGCACAGGAUAUCACCCACAUUGUGACAAAGUGGUCAGACGUUUUAGAGAUCAAUGCCAUCGUAUUGACAGGAGGAACUGGAUUUUCCGAACGAGACAUCACACCAGAGGCCAUUAAACCGCUGCUUACCAAGGAGACCACUGGCAUCACACAACUGCUCUUGGCCACGUCACUAGCUAUUACACCAUUCGCUGCUCUCUCAAGGCCCAUCACAGGUAUCAGAAACAAGACAUUGAUCAUCACUUUACCUGGCAGCCCCAAGGCAUGCAAAGAGAAUAUGGAGGCUGUAUUCAAAGUGCUGCCACAUGCCUUGGACCUGAUCUUGGGCAGAUCUGUUGUAAAGGAGACGCACACCAAGAUGCAGCAGCAACCGGAGCAGAAAAUGGCGACUACAAUUGCAAGUGCAGGACAGCAUGUCUGCACACACCAUCAUGACCAAGAGGGCCACCCUAGUCAGACAGGCGUAUCAGCAUCAUUAGACACACCCGUAUCAAGACGUGCUAGAUCGUCCCCUUAUCCCUUAAUCCCUGUGGAAAAGGCUCACAGAAUAGUGGCUCAAUUCUCGCAUCCUCUGAACGUAGUCAGCGUCCCUGUAUCUCAAUUCUUACCAGGCUAUGUUUUGGCAGAGGAUGUCAAGUCAUUGGAGCCUGUACCUGGCUACCGUGCCUCUGUUGUAGAUGGCUAUGCUAUCCAUGUGGAAGAUGGGCCAGGCGUGUAUGAGAUAGAAUCCAUCUCGCUGGCUCAAACAGGAUCCGAUCAAGAUCAGCCCAAGGUCUUGAGCAAGGGAAAGAUUGCGCGUGUAGCUACAGGUGGCAUGGUACCUGAAGGUGCAAAUGCAGUCAUCAUGGUAGAAGACACUAAACUCGUCGAAAGCUCUCCCUCUGGCGAUGAAGAGCUCAAAGUUGAAAUCCUCGUCAGUGCUCGUCCAGGCGACAAUAUUCGAGAGAUUGGCACUGACUGUGCUGUGGGACAAAUUGUAGGUCAUCGGGGGCAGCGUAUUGGCGCUGAAUUGGGUGUGUUGGCUUCAGUAGGUGUGCGCCAUGUGAAGGUAUUCCGCAAACCUCGCGUAGGUGUGCUUUCCUCAGGCAAUGAAGUGCUGGAUCAUAUCCACACAGAUCAGUUGAAGCUAGGCCAAAUCCGGGACACCAACCGUAUCACGCUGCUUGCUGCUAUUCAAGCAGCUGGAUUUGAAGCAGUGGAUCUAGGCAUCGUGGACGAUAACGUGGACGACAUUGUAGAGCGACUGGAAGAAGCCACUGCCAAGGUGGAUGUGCUCUUGACAACAGGCGGCGUUUCGAUGGGUGAAGCUGAUUUCAUGAAGCCUAUUCUGGAGCAAAAAAUGGAUGCUACUGUUCAUUUCGGCCGUGUCAUGAUGAAGCCUGGUAAGCCUACUACCUUUGCGACUAUUCCACAGGGUCCAAAGCGCCCUCCCAAGCUAGUGUUUGCUCUGCCCGGUAACCCAGUUUCUGCCACUGUCGCCUUCCACUUGUUUGUCUUGCCUGCAUUGCGUCGUAUGGCUGGCUGGGUCAAGCCAGAGAACGUCUUGGUGCCAGUACAGAUCCAGGAUACCAUCCAACUGGACCCUCGACCUGAAUUCCAUCGAGUGCAAGUCUCUAUUGGCGCUCAAGGCAACAUGAUUGCCGAGUCAACCGGUAAACAACAGAGUAGUCGUAUGCUCAGUAUGGUGGAGGCAAAUGGACUCUUGCAAUUGCCCAUGAAGACUCCUGAACUAUCACAGCUUACCAAAGGAACGACUGUACCGUGUAUUUUGAUUGGCACCCUUAUCAACCAUUAA